This is a messenger RNA of Hippocampus zosterae (dwarf seahorse), 2712 nucleotides long. RefSeq lists its product as uncharacterized. Bases 290 to 1621 code for a protein of 443 amino acids. NCBI's taxonomy places the organism in Eukaryota, Metazoa, Chordata, Actinopteri, Syngnathiformes, Syngnathidae. The record is from RefSeq and is a predicted model, not a curated record. The transcript is spliced from 3 exons.
GGGGACGGGUCCUGACUGUUGUUUGUGCAUAUGCACCAAACAGCAGCUCAGCAUACCCACCCUUUUUGGAGUCCUUGGAGGGUGUGCUGGAGAGUACUCCUGCUGGGGACUCCUUUGUUCUACUGGGGGACUUCAAUGCUCACGUGGGCAAUGACAGUGAGACCUGGAGGGGCGUGAUUGGGAGGAACGGCCCCCCGAUCAGAACUCGAGUGGUGUUUUGUUAUUGGACUUCUGUGCUCGUCACGGAUUGUCCAUAACAAACACCUUGUUCAAACAUAAGGGUGUCCAUAUGUGCACUUGGCACCAGGACACCCUAGGCCGCAGUUCGAUGAUCGACUUUGUAGUUGUAUCAUCGGAUUUGCGGCCGCAUGUUCUGGACACUCGGGUGAAGAGAGGGGCGGAGCUGUCAACUGAUCACCACCUGGUGGUGAGUAGGCUCCAAUGGUGGGGGAAGAUGCCGGUCCGUCCUGGCAGACCCAAACGUAUAGUGAGGGUUUGUUGGGAGCGUCUGGCGGAAUCCCCUGUCAGAAGGAGUUUCAACUCCCACCUCCGACAGAGCUUUUCCCAUGUUCCGGGGGAGACGGGGGACAUUGAGUCCGAGUGGACCAUGUUCCGUGCCUCUAUUGUUGAGGCGGCCAAUCUGAGUUGUGGCCGUAAGGUGGUUGGUGCCUGUCGUGGCGGCAAUCCCCGUACUCGCUGGUGGACACCAGCAGUAAGGGAUGCCGUCAAGCUGAAGAAGGAGUCCUAUCGAGCCUUUAUGGCCUGUGGGACCCCAGAGGCAGCUGACGGGUAUCGACUGGCCAAGCGGACCGCGGCUUCGGUGUUCGCCGAGGCAAAAACCCGAGCGUGGGAAGAGUUCGGUGAGGCCAUGGAAGCGGACUUCCGGACGGCUUCGAGGAAAUUCUGGUCCACCAUCCGACGUCUCAGGAGGGGGAAGCAGUGCACCACUAACACUGUGUACAGUGGGGAUGGGGCGCUGCUGACUUCGACUCGGGACGUUGUGAACCGGUGGGCAGAGUACUUCGAAGACCUCCUCAACUCCACCAACACGCCUUCCUUGGAGAAAGCAGAGCCUGGGGACUCUGAGGUGGGCUCUCCUAUCUCUGUGGUUGAAGUCACCGAUGUGGUUAAAAAGCUCCUCGGUGGCAAGGCCCCAGGGGUGGAUGAGAUCCGCCCGGAGUUCCUCAAGGCUCUGGAUGUUGUGGGGCUGUCCUGGUUGACACGCCUCUGCAACAUCGCGUGGUCAACAGGGAGAGUGCCUCUGGAUUGGCAGACCGGGGUGGUAGUCCCUCUUUUUAAAAAGGGGGACCGGACCGGAGGGUGUGUUCCAACUACAGAGGGAUCACACUCCUCAGCCUCCCUGGUAAGGUCUAUUCAGGGGUGCUGGAGAGGAGGGUCCGUCAGGAAGUCGAGCCUCCAAUUGAGAAGGAGCAGUGUGGUUUUCGUCCCGGCCGUGGAACAGUGGACCAGCUCUACACCCUUAGCAGGGUCCUUGAGGGUAUGUGGGAAUUCGCCCAACCAGUCUACAUGUGUUUUGUGGACUUGGAGAAGGCGUUUGACCGUGUCCCUCGGGGAGUUCUGUGGGGGAUGCUUCGUGGGUAUGGGGUACCGAACCCCCUGAUACGGGCUGUUCGGUCACUAUACCACCGAUGUCAGAGUUUGGUUCGCAUUGCCAGCAGUAAGUCGGAAUCGUUUCCAGUGGGGGUAGGACUCAGCCAAGGCUGCCCUUUGUCGCAGAUUCUGUUCAUAACCUUUAUGGACAGAAUUUCUAGGCGCAGCCGAAGCGUUGAGGGGGUCAGUUUUGGGGGCCUCAGUAUUACAUCCCUGCUUUUUGCAGAUGAUGUGGUGCUGUUGGCUCCUUCAAACGGGGCUCUCCAACUCUCACUGGAGCGUUUCGCAGCCGAGUGUGAAGCGGUUGGGAUGGAAAUCAGCACCUCCAAAUCUGAAACCAUGGUCCUCGGUCGGAAAAGGGUGGAGUGCCCCCUCCGGGUCGGGGAGGAGAUCUUACCCCAAGUGGAGGAGUUCAAGUAUCUUGGGGUCUUGUUCACGAGUGGGGGUAGGAGGGAGCGGGAGAUCGACAGGCGGAUCGGUGCAGCGUCUGCUGUGAUGCGGACGUUGUAUCGGUCUGUCGUGGUGAAGAAGGAGCUGAGCCAAAGGGCGAAGCUCUCAAUUUACCGGUCGAUCUACGUCCCAACCCUCACCUAUGGUCACGAGCUAUGGGUCGUGACCGAAAGAACGAGAUCCCGGAUACAAGCGGCUGAAAUGAGUUUUCUCCGCAGGGUGUCCGGGCUCUCCCUUAGAGAUAAGGUGAGAAGCUCAGUCAUCCGGGAGGGGCUCAGUCGAGCCGCUUCUCCUCCACAUCGAGAGGAGCCAGAUGAGGUGGCUUGGGCAUCUGAUUCGGAUGCCUCCUGAACGCCUCCCCGGUGAGGUGUUCCGGGCAUGUCCCACCGGGAGGAGACCCCGAGGAAGACCCAGGACACGCUGGAGAGACUAUGUCACCCAGCUGGCCUGGGAACGCCUCGGGAUCCCCCGGGGAGAGCUGGAAGAAGUAGCUAGGGAGAGGGAAGUCUGGGCUUCCCUGCUAAAGCUGUUGCCCCCGCGACCCGGCCCCGGAUAAGCGGUAGAAGAUGGAUGGAUGGAUGGAUGGAUGUGUCUUAUAUGAAAUAUCCCUCUCCAUAGGACAGAAAAAAAUACAAUUGAAACAAUGUGGCA